Anthostomella pinea is the source of this 1392-nucleotide messenger RNA. NCBI's taxonomy places the organism in Eukaryota, Fungi, Ascomycota, Sordariomycetes, Xylariales, Xylariaceae. The record is from the annotation of a GenBank genome assembly.
AUGACUACUACAUGGUCCCAGCAUGUGGCCGCUGUCGCUUACCCAGACCCGAGCACCGCCGCACCGCCGCACCGCCCAACAGCACAUGCUCGUUGGGAACUGAACAUGCUCGCUGAUUUCUUCAGACACCAAUGGCACAAGGAUCACAAACGAAUCGUCAACGCCCAUGGGUACCACUGGUACUGGAUGAAGCCAAUGGGUCUCGCCGCUUGGCACCCGCGCAACUGCGCAGAUUUCCUCAUCCUGCGCCUCUGGACCGAAGACAGCUACCACCUGUAUAUCGACAAUGAACGGAUGGUUCGGGUAUACGCAGAGACCUUUAUCGAUGAGCCGGAUUACCGCAACAGCUGGAGAAUCUAUCAGGCAACCCAAUCGGCAGCCGAAUCGACCAUCCUAGGGUUUGCACCGGGCGCAGAUGGCGACUGGGGCCAUGCCGGAGAACAUGCCCGCCAAUUUGAGUGGUGUGUACUCGGUUCCCACCCUGGUGUCAGAGGAUGCCCGCACCCCCACGGUGAUCACUGUGCCCACGACUACUCACCUCCGCUCACCGACCUCCGUGGGCCACACCCGACCCGCGGCUCCCUCGAUCCUGGUGGUCACAUCGGGACGCACGCAGUCGACUACGAGCUGACAUCGUCAACACCCACGUCCUCAACCCCAGCGCCAGGGUGUUCGAACCAGGGCAACCAACACAUCUUGCCGAAAUCCAGCUCUCCCCCUUCCCCGGUCAAGGUUCCUCCCCUGGUCAAGGUCCCCCUACCUUUUCCAGCGAGGGUCCCUCCUCCAGUUAAGGUUCAACCACCAGUCAAAGCCGGACCCAUAUACCCCCCCGCAAGCAACUACCGAGGCAACCCAGCGAACCAAUCCGCCGACAUUUCCGAGGCCGAGAACGUAUGCCGCUUCGUCUAUAAGCUGAACCGGCUACGAGCCGACGUCGUCCAGCAUUGCGAUCGAAUCAGCAACAUGUACUUGGACAUCAGCAAGCCGCACUGUUCACGAGAAGAGCUGGGCAGGAUUGUACCUGACAAGGCCGUCGUGACAGUCGAGGACCUGUUCAUGUCUUUGAGUGGUAUACCUAGAGAUCGUCGGAUAGCCCGGCUGACGGCCGUCGCCAUCACGGCGGUGCCUGAAGCUGGGAGCACCGAGCAUCACGCCGCCUUCGGCUUCGGCGCCAGCAGACCGAGUGAGUGUUCCCCUUCGCGAGAGCCUCACAUCCCCAAAGCCCGCGGCGCAAGUCACAGCGCGCGUGGCAACGUGUCGAUCGAACCCUCUCGAUCACAUCCGAAGGCCGCGGCGCUCGUAGCGAUCAUCUACAACGCGCGGCAGUCCCUUCAAGUCCACAACGGCGCCUCGCAGCAGUCGGAACGACGGCACGGGGCACGGCGAGCCUGA